AUGGCGGAACAUUUUGUCUUACACCGAAAUUGGGUGUACCAAGGCGUACAGCUUUCGUCAUCCGGCAGUGAUCUUAUUACUGGUGAAGAUUAUAGAAAUGAAGAUAAUAAUCCUGGUUUUAGAAAAAGUUUUAUUUCCGUACUCAAAAGUUACCUCAAAUUGAAAAAGUUGCACUUACUCCUUUGCGAUGCCGCCGCGAAUAUUCAUGGCGUUUAUUACUUCCUGCCUAAUGAAAAUUCCAGAAACAGUUCCAUUCAGCACUAUCAACAUGAAUAUUGCACCGCACGUCAACCACUUAAAUUCAUUCCCCCAGGUGAAAAGGACUUGAUUCUUGAGUUAACCGUCUUGAGCAUGAAUGCGAUUGGCCAUGCCAGGCUCCCAUCCACGGGACACCAUGGGUGUGUCUACCUCGCCGUCUCGGAGUCCGGUCCGUAA
Molecule: messenger RNA, 435 nt
Organism: Histoplasma capsulatum G186AR
Lineage: Eukaryota; Fungi; Ascomycota; Eurotiomycetes; Onygenales; Ajellomycetaceae
Exons: 3
Coding region: 1-435 (144 amino acids)
Source: RefSeq, a predicted model, not a curated record